Messenger RNA from Lucilia cuprina (Australian sheep blowfly), 1343 nucleotides. Its product is annotated as cytochrome b5. Gene Ontology annotation, molecular function: heme binding. Gene Ontology annotation, cellular component: membrane; intracellular membrane-bounded organelle. The transcript is spliced from 3 exons. NCBI's taxonomy places the organism in Eukaryota, Metazoa, Arthropoda, Insecta, Diptera, Calliphoridae. The coding region runs from base 809 to 1186 and encodes 125 amino acids. The record is from RefSeq and is a predicted model, not a curated record.
GUAGAGUUGGAAUUAGGUGAGAACCGGAAAAAGUGAACUUAUUAGUAUUUUUUUAAAGGUAUUUUUUGAAUUUUCUAUAAUAUUGGAUCUAGAAACAUGAAAAUAGGUAUUCAUGUUCCUGGAUCCGAAGUAUAUAAGAUUCGGCACAGCCGAAUAUAGGACACUUACUUGUUUUAUUUUCUUUUAGUGUUUCUCUGUUAUUUACAAUGUAUAAAUAAAAACCCUCACUCUAAACUCAUCUAAACCUAAACUUUGUCUAAAUUAAGUAUUUUAAAUAAAAGUAACAAUCUUCAGGGUAAUCUACACUUCCUAUUACUAACAAAUUUCCACGAAUAAAUCUUUUAACGCCCACAGUUUUUUUUUGUCACAAUUACGAAAUGCGAUGAUUGAUAAGAGUAAAAAGUUCUUUUUGUUUUUAAAUGAAUUCUUAACAAAUUAAAAGUCAAUAACUUAUUUUUCUGCAAAAAAAUAAACAUACAAACUAACAUUAAUAAACAAACAAUAUGCAAACAAUUUAAACUGUUGAUAAAAAUACAAUAAAAACUAAUCAAGCACAAGAGAAAUUGAGUUAAAUAAAAUUAUCUAUUUAAAAAACGAAUAUUUACGAUUGUUAGCAGAAAAAGCAACAAUUGCAAAUGGAACAUGUAGAAAUAAAACCUUUUUAAGAAAACAAUUUUCUAAUUAUUUAUAACAGUAGCAUUUUAAGAAGUUAACUAACAAGUUAGUGGUAACAGAAAUUAGCCACAAAAUAAAAAUUCAAAUUAAAAAUUAAAGAUAGAAAAAAAAACAAAAACAAAAACAAAAAAAUAUGUCAUCUAAAUAUGAAAUGUGUGAAAUUUCAGAAAAUAACGGUAAAAAUGGCAAACCAGUGUGGAUUGUUGUAAAAGGUGUUGUUUAUGAUGUGACAAAAUUUUUAAAAGAUCAUCCUGGUGGUGAGGAAUUAAUUUUGGAAUAUGCUGGCAAGGAUGCUACCAGAGCAUUUAAUGAUGCUGGACAUUCUAUAGAUGCUAUACAAGAUAUGAAAAUGUAUAAAAUUGGUGUAGUGGAUAAUCAGUGCUCUCAACAAUGUGUUAUUUCCACACUUUCUACAACUGAAUCUAAUAAACUGUCCAACGAAACCAAUAACGAACAGCAACAGUGUUGUCGAAAGGAAAAGAAACGUGUAAAAUUAUUCUUUUGUUUUUGAAAAUAUAGAAAUUAAGCUAUUAACUAUAGUUAAUUUAAGAUUUUUUUUAUUAAUUUUUCAAAUUUAUAUAUUUAACGACAUUCAAAAAAAGGGAUUUCAUUAAUUUUAUUAAGAAAAGAAAAAAACUAUAAUAAUAGAAUAGAAACUAAUUGUAAAA